AUGGCCACCAUCGAGCCGCGUCUCAUCCAUCUCUUGAAUGAUGAGCCAGCGAGGCCAGAGCCUUCCACUGCCGACUUACACCAACUGCCGUCGCUCCCGUCGCUGCAAUUGCCCACCCAUGCCAGCACUCGUGAUGGGCCUCUGCCGCCGCUGCAGCUCGACGGGCUUCGCUCAGACAGUUUCCUCGGCAGCUCUGGACGACAUGCUGCGCUGCCGAGCAUCAACGGGGGAGGCCAUGCCGUGACAUCUUCUCCUGCUAGAGACCAGGCCACGACGGCCUCGCCGGACCACAAGAAGGACUCAGACUAUUGUAAGGAAGGCAAGUAUGCCGGGAGCUCGGGCGUGUUUCCUCUGCGGCUGCUAUUGAGCGACGUGCCGCCCAUGUCUGUGUCUGCGCCGCCAGCGCCAUAUCUCUCCUUCUCCAGCAUCCUCAACGACGACGGACCAGACUUUCACGAUGACGCUCAUCUGCCUUCGUUGUCCUCUCUGUACGCUUCUGGCACUGCCGCUGCCUCUGCCUCUACUGCGGCCAUCUCUGCCUCUGCAGCAGCCUCCGCUUCGACUUCCACCUCUACCACCUCUACCUCUACCUCUACCUCUAUCUCUGCUACUACUUCAGCCUUCGCCUCUACUUCCACACCUCUAACGCCUCCUCCCGCUGCUGUCUCAAUCUCCACCACCUCUCCCUCCACCACUUCCAACUCCAAGAAACGACCGGCUAUCCACAUCAAGGAUGACUUCUUACAGCUUCCGCAGCCUGCAAAGAAGCCCAAGGCACACCAGGCACCCUUCAUGCCGCCCAUCAUCAACGGACUCUUUGAGCCGCCACCCAACGUCGCCCUCUUUCCGCCCAUAUCGUCCAGUGCUUUUGAUGACACCGAUGCUGGCCAGUCCAAGCUCCUCCAUGAGCUCAGCUACAGCCCCCCGGGGCCCCGCAUGUCGCCGGAGCCAGACCAGCCUGUUCCCAAACCAAGAACCUCAAGAAAGCGUUCAAGCAAACCCAGACGGAAAUGGUCCGAGGAGGAGACGAAUCACUUGCUCAUGGGCGUUGAUCGACAUGGCGUAGGCAGAUGGACCAAUAUCUUGGACGACCCGGAUUUUUUAUUUAAUUCCCGGUCAGCGGGUGAUCUCAAGGAUCGCUUUCGCACCUGCUGCCCGGAGGAAAUGAGGGUAAUCGACGUUCACAGAACCAAGGCUCGCGCCAAAGGGCCACUGGUAAAUAAGACGUCGUUGCCCAGCAAGCCGGAAAAGCCGAAUGACGAGUCCCCCGAUACCGUCAUGGCCGACGCGGGCGACGUGCUGUCGAGCAAGGACCAGCAAGCCAGCUUCAGUCCGUCCGGAUUUUCUGAUGACCGUCCCGCCAAAAAGACUCGUGCUCAUCGCAUGAGGGUGUCGGAUCUCGUGCGGCUAGGCAUUACAGGGCCCUUUAAAAAGGCUCGUCGGCGAGAGAGGACCACCUUUACCACCCGAGACGACCAAGAGAUCUUGCAGGGCCUCGAGACAUAUGGGCCGACGUGGACCAAGAUCCAGCGUGACAAACGCUUUCACCUUGGCAACCGGAAACCAACGGAUCUUCGGGAUCGCGUGCGAAACAAGUAUCCCUACAUCUACCAACGCAUCGAAAAAGGCAUCUUCCAGCCCAAGGAUGUCAGCACCAACAACAUUCUCGAGCCAAUGGUCAACAUGACCAUCAGCCAUUCCUUCCAGGCUGCUCCCACCAAGCGCGGAGAGACUCCAAAGGAGCCGCAAAAGUGGUCAUUCCUGGUGACUAAUUCUUCGGACCAGUCUCAGUCUCGGUCUCAGUAA
This is a messenger RNA of Trichoderma gamsii, 1806 nucleotides long. RefSeq lists its product as hypothetical. NCBI's taxonomy places the organism in Eukaryota, Fungi, Ascomycota, Sordariomycetes, Hypocreales, Hypocreaceae. Bases 1 to 1806 code for a protein of 601 amino acids. The transcript has a single exon. The record is from RefSeq and is a predicted model, not a curated record.